Molecule: messenger RNA, 753 nt
Organism: Mycena citricolor
Lineage: Eukaryota; Fungi; Basidiomycota; Agaricomycetes; Agaricales; Mycenaceae
Source: the annotation of a GenBank genome assembly
AUGUUUUCCACCGCCACUCUCGUUCAGUUCAUUGCGCUCGCAGCGUUUGCUGCAGCGGCUCCGACCAACGGUACGAUCGCCGAGCGCGGAGCUUGCAUCGUCAACAGCGUCGCCAGCUCGAAGAGCUUGUCGGGCUGCACCACGGUGACCAUCGAGCCCUUCACUGUUCCUGCCGGUCAGACGGUGACGAUCGCGGCAGCCAAGGGCGCAGUGGUCACCAUGACUGGCGAUGUCGUCUUCUCAAAGACCAGCACUGCCGGCCCGCUUUUCAUCAUCAACACUCCGAGUGUCACCUUCAACGGCGCCGGCCACAAAAUCAAUGGAAACGGCGCCUCUUACUGGGACGGGAAGGGCACCAACGGCGGCUCCUUCAAGCCGCAUCCCUUCGUGAAGCUACAGGGCUCGGGAACGUUUGAGUCAUUCACCGUCCUCAACUCGCCUGCCCAAGCCAUCUCGGUUGGCACCAACGCGGCCAGCACAAUCAAGAGCGUCACCGUCGAUAACUCGGCAGGCGCAAGCCUAGGCCACAACACCGACGGGUUCGACAUUAGCGCGUCGGAUGUGACUGUGAGCGGCUGCACGGUCCACAACCAGGACGACUGUGUCGCUGUCAACUCUGGAAACAACAUCGCCUUCACUAACAACGUCUGCACUGGUGGACACGGAAUUUCGAUCGGGUCGAUUGCCACGGGCAAGUCGGUCACCAACUUCCGCGCCACCCACCUCAGUUACCACCGCCAACCCCCCAUAUAG